CAACGCCAACGCGUGUAUGGACAAACAUAAGCAUUCCCGCGAUGUAUCUGGAAACUUGUUACGUACAUAAAAUGGACAUUGCGGCCCCCGAAAUAUCGCAAAUUUGAACAGGCACACAUUGGCGUCAACUUUAUUAAGUAAGUGCAACAUGCCAUGCGCUUUACAACCAUUUGAAUCACAAGGUUUAACUUAAUAUUUGGCAUUGUUACUUAAAGAUUGCAAGUUACAGGAAGUAUAUGUACAACAUGUUGUGGUUUUACUAUUUUAUUUUUCCCUAUUAAGAGUACUUUGUGAAUACUCUGUUCCGUAAUUCAGUAAUUAGCAGAAAAGUAUUGUGACACAAUCAUCACGCUGAUUUGGAAUUGAUAGCCCUCCAUAUGACUUACGUCUGAAAUAGGAGAACGGCUUCACUUUACUGGCAAUGUCUGAAGUUCUCGCCAACAUUUGCCCUGAUUGGAGGAUACUUGAUAAAUAUACACUUCGUAUAUAAUUUUUAAAUAUAGAGAAUUUUAGACUACGCCAAAUGCAUAAAAUUUCCCCAUUAACUAGACAUGAACUAAAGGUAACAUGUGCUCUGUCAUUGUGAUGACAUCUGUUUUUUUUUGUUUACUUUUCCAAAUAAGCUGUUUGAUGUUAAAUUGUACCUGUUGUACACUUAAAUAUUGCCAUAUUGCGUUGUUUACGUCUCGCUAAGGCUACUAUAUACUAUGUACGUUUAUCCAUCGUGAGUAAGACAAGGUUAUUUUGUAAUCUUCAUAUUACAUCCGGGUAAAAGAAAAUGGCAGCCAGCUGCAUGACAAUACUAAAUCUUACCGGAAAGGUUAGGUCAUCAAAUGAUAAUUUGAUCAAGAAAGGUGAAUUGUAAUGUGUAAAUUGAUCAGGAUUAUGUUUGUGUACAUAAUGUGUUCAGGUUUAGUGUAAAAAUCUUAAAUGUUCGUUGCCCAAGGCAUUAUUUAACAGAGCUAACAGGUAAACAAAAGUGGAUGGGGGAAAAGGACGAAUCGAAGUUUGGAUUCUGUCUUACCUUUCAACAGCCUUGAUCACUAUUGCAAUGUGGGUUACAAGAAAGACUGUGGAUAUGUAUCUUGACUCACUGUGGAAAAAUCAAAGUAGUGACAUCUCGUUUGUCUUAUAGUUUGGUCAUGAAUGUCGUUUGAAAGUCAUUUGGGACCAAAUAAUAACAAACAAUUAAAAGGUUGUAUUUGCCGUUUUGCUUGCAUUUCUCUACAAUUCUGUGUAUUUUGGUACACUAUUUUACAUUAGGCAAUUUUGAUGUUCAAUUUUUAUCACAACGGAAGCAGCUGUAUCAAACGUCAAGUAAAACGAGCGAUGAUCUGAUGUUGAUGUUAUAUAUACAUAUAUAGACCUUUCACGAUUUCUAUGAGAGAAGAUGUGAGCAUAACAACAUAUCGUUCCCAUAUCGGGCCAAUUAAUUGAAUAAAAGCUUCAGUAAUGACGUUAAUAAGGUUAUAGACAGAACGAUUGACAUUCCAGAAAAAAAACACUAUCUACAGUUACAAUGGCAGCGAGGAAAGAAGAAGGAGAAGAAUAUUUUACACGUAUCAUGCAAUAUGUUCAUGAACCAUCUAGGCGAUGCACGCAGGAAUUAAUAAUCAAACGUGCAUUCGAUUUAAAGCCCCCAAACGAAACAUCUUGGGAUGUAGAUCGUUUUCUACAGGCAAACAGGGAUAAGAUUGUUAAUAGGAAACAUAAAAACGCCAUUUUCCCUCCGACAGGAAAAGUACAAUUGGACACAUUAGAUAUAAGUCUGCUUUCCAUUUUAAUAUUGAAUGCAUGCAGUCUAAAGCAUGACCUAGUAACUAGUCUGAACCUAGUUAUAGAAAUCAGAAACAAAAUUUCACACCCUGAACGCUUUUCCCUUACACCAGCGGAGUACGACUUAUUUAAAGAAAGAUGUGAUAGAUUUAUUGAGUCGUCUUUGAAUUUUAUAGAAGAUGAUACUUUAUCAACGGAAGUAAGACAAGAUGUAGCCGCGAUUGAAAAACCCAUUCCUUCAGAAAUUAUAAAAGCAUACAAUGUUUCAAAGCGAGAACAAGUAUGUAAAAUAAUGGAGUUACAGGGAGAAUUUGAAGAGUUCAAGGAAGCAUACAGACGAGACAUACAAGAGAAUAAAGAACAUAAAACGGCGCAUGUCAGCUUUAUGAAUUGCCAGAAGCAGGAUUCGUAUGAAAUAAAAGACGGUGUGUAACGUGGGAACAGUCAAGCAGCUGUAGCAAUGGGAAAGAUCGAUAAAAUAUUACAGAAGAUCGAUGGAACUACAGUACCCGUCCCGGAAACAACAUGCACCAUACUAGUCAAACACUGCGAUAACGAAAAAGAAAAGCAGAUGUCCCGAGCUGUUGUGAAUUUGUUCAACAAAGGACUUGACUGUUCAUGUGAAAACUGUCAAAAUGUUGUUGAAGCGGUUGAAGCAAUGCGAACAACAGACUAUGGACCUGUAUCUAAUGGGAAAGUAGCAUGUAUUCAACUAGACAUUCACUGCCGAAAUUUGAGGGAACUACGGAAGUUAUUUGAUGACGUCAUUUCCGGGAAAAUUCAGGAUCUGAUCAAACCCCUUGAAUCUGCACUAAGGAAAGAUUUCAACACUCCGGAAUUAGAACUAGAACUUAUAAUUGAUAGGGUAGACUUUUGGAGAUGCAUCUACGAGACCGGGGAAAUCAUUGAGCGAAUAUUGGAGAAUGAUUCAAGUAUUGGAAAUGUUGAAGGGCAAACAGGUAUGAAUUAUUUGAAUUUUAAAAUGUAAUGUGACAUUUUUAUGCGAUGUGUAAUAGCGGGAAAACUGUACGAUAAAAAAUAACGUCGUUUUAAAAAAAAACAUGUUGAGAAAGCUUAAACCGUUAUAUCAACUCUAUGUUCGUCGGGUUGCACUGAUAAAUAUUUAAACACGAUUUUUUAAUGACACUUCACACAUUGUAUAUUGAUUCACUGAAGGGACCAUUUUGCAAUACUUGAUAAGUUAUGAGACAAAUAUUGCAUUCAUAAAUUUCUUAUAGAUUUAUAUAAGAACAAAAUCUUUAAAUAUCCUAUUGCCUGAAAUCGCUAGGUCCAGACCGUCGAUAUCUUGUAAGUACAUGUAGUAUCAAACAGUGGUCCUCCAUCAAGUGUAUUCAAACUAUGUUCCAUUGGGACAGAACUGGCCACGUCCUGGGGUUCACAAGUUUCCUGUAGAUUUGUAUGGAGAAAUCUUUGAAAAUCUUCUUUUCGCAAAUGGAAUGGCCCAGACCUUUGAUAUUUGUUAUAUACCAUCAGAUGAUGGCUCUCUACCAAGUUUGUUCAAAUUAUGCCCCUUGGGUUAAAGCUGCCCCUCCCCUUUAGGCCUACUUUCUUAUUUUUGAAACUACAUCAGUGAUAUUUGGAAAAUGUGUGCAAUUUUACAGAUAAAUAUUAAUGUUGUGCUUGGAUGACCUUGACUGUGACCUUUUGACCUAUAGUAAUUUAAUAGUUAUAAAGCUACAACAUUGAAAUUUAGAACAUGUGUGCAGUUUUGCAAACGAAUGUAUUUGUAGUUUUCGAAUGUGCUAUACAGUGACAUGUUGACCUACUUUCUUAUGUUAAAGCUAAACAAUGACGUUUGGACCUUAACCAAUACAACAUUUAACAAUAUUAAAUCAUUUCCCUUGUUGCAUUGCCAUAAACCAAUAAACUCUAUUAUUUCCUGUUAACACCCCCAAUUCAUAUGUUUCAGAAGAAAUAAUUUAACUUGUAAAGGAUGUUUUCAUUGAUAAUAUUUCAAUAAUAACAAAUAAUCUUAUCCAAUUUUCAAUACAAUGCAAAUAUAAAGAAUAUACUGUUACCUUUUCAUAAACCGACUACAGUGUUGGUUUAUAGAUAAUGACGAUUAUAAGAAAUCGUUUGUGUGCCAACCAUCUCUGCAACUGUUAAUUGUACAACAACAUACAAUACACAGAAAAAUGCGUGUGUAAAAAUGCGAGAUAGGAAAGAAAAAUGAACACAUCUUUCGAAUUUACAUAAACACGCAGAGGUUGCUUAUACGUGAAUGUUUCAUUGUAUUAAUACUUUACUAUUUUUUAUGAGCAUGAUUGAAUAAUUUAUGCAUGUGUUCAAAUAUUUAAACAAGUAAACACAAAGCAAAUACUACGGAAUGCAUCUAGAGAUUGGUUCGUUUGUUUAUUUAGCAGCAAAGCAUUAAAACAAUAUAAUCUCAGGUUGAUUAAAACUGAUUAUUGACAACGAUCGUUAUUGAAAAACUGUCGAAACCACUUCACCGUCGGUAUGUCAUCUAUUAGAGUCGUUAAAGGCCUAGUUAAAGGAAUGUUUGGCAUGCUAAUCCCCUUCUGUGCAUUUCCUGCUAAUUGCACUGGUGUCACAGUUGGGGCCAAUUUCCUGUGUAUUCGUUUAUUGGUUCGGGCCAUUUAAUGUCCAUUUCUACAAUAAAACUUCCCAAUCUGCACAGCAGGAUACCCAGAUCAGAGAUCUGAUAAGAGGGAUCAAGGCAAGUAGAUCAAGAUCAAUACACAGAGCUUGUGACCUGUACACAGGUUUGGGGGGAGGGGUCACUUAUAGAAGGCUUAAACUAGGCCUUUAAGGUACAUUUUUAUUUUAUUCUACUUUUUUACUUUUCCAUAUAUUUUCAAUGUUGUCAUUGUAAAUCGAGCCUUAACAAUGCUACUCCUGUGUUUAUGCACGUAUGCAUUAUAAUGCUUAAAUGCAACAAUCAUUUCCAGGUAUUGUUUCUUACAGAAAAACCACAUUCUCCCGAGUCUGAGAAACAAGCCGAUUCCAUUUCAGUACUAAAUGAGAACCCAAGAUACAGACGUCAAUGAUGACGAGUGUUGUACGAAUGAUCCAGAUCCAGUACGUGACGAAAACACUGCACAGCCGGACAAAGAUGAGCUUGAUUCUGGUUUAGAACACGAAAAUAAUGAUGAUGAUCCGAGUUUUUGCAAAAGUAUGGAAGGUAAGUUACGUUUAAAAGAAUCAGAAAUAGAGAUACCAGAAGAGAGAAAGCAUGGAAAGACUAUGAUUCAGGUUUUCGCCACCAACCUAGAAAUGGAAGUUGAUGAGACCAACUGAAUGGUACGGUGGGUUCCUUUUUGCACUUCACAUCACCGGGAACCAUUUUCUCGCAAAAACAUUGGAGUCAUUCUUCCUUGAAAUUCCAUCUGGAUUUAUGACAAAGUUUGGCCUCAUUCAACAAUCACACCAUACGGAUGCAAACAAGCACGUCUUUGAAGAUUACAUUGAGGCACCAACUCCGUCUACAGGCGAGACAUUUGAAGCAACGUCGGCGUCUGAAUUGCAGAAACAAAUGCUUCAACGGGGAACCCAUAGUGGACAUCUAAUAGAUGGCGGUUCGGACAUUGAAAACUUAAAGGACCUGAAUAUAAGACCUGAGAGAAUGACUUUGGUUAAGGAUAUUACAGGCGAAAUAAAUCGAUCAGACGAGGAAAGUGAAGAAGAAAAUUCGAUUUGUUCUGAUUACGAAAGUUCAGAUGCUGAAAAAGAAGAACCAAAGCCUCAUUCAUUAGAAUUAAGGGAUUAUCAAAUAGAGUUGGCAGAGGACGCUAUAAAGGGAAGGAACACGAUUAUAUGCUCUGAAACCGGAACCGGAAAGACUUGGGUUGCUUUACACAUUGUUGCCAGUCAUCUUGCGGCAGCUAGCAAUUCACCAAAGAAGGUUGUGUUUAUGGCCAGAACAGGCGUUCUUAUAAAGCAACAAGCGAAUAGGUUUAAACGGUAUCUUCCACAAUACCAGACCAAGCUAGUCACUGGUGAAGAAAAAGAUUCCCGAAUGUUGGACGCCUGUGUGGUCAACUAUGAUAUCAUGUGUUUAACCCCGCAAGUACUGAUUAACAAUCUUGACAGCAAAAACAUUGAAACCCUCAACAGAUUUUCGCUGUUGAUUUUCGAUGAGUGUCACUACACAAGGGGAGAUGAGCCUUACGCCAGACUUGCUCGAAGGUAUCUUGUAGAAAAGGAAAAACGAACAGAGGGAUUACCACAGAUCGUUGGUCUAACAGCUUCAAUCGGUAUCGGGCCGUCGAGAACCGUUGAGGAAGCUGUUGAUUAUAUUCUGCACCUUUGUGCAAAGCUUGACACAACAAUCUUAUCAACUGUUGAACGAUGCAAGGCAAACCUAAUUAAAUGGAUCAAAAUACCGAAAACAGAAGUUGUAAAGAUGGUAACACGGGACCCUGAUCCUGGAAGGGAUUUCUUGUUCAGUGCAAUCAAUGACACAGAAUCGUUACUUGAAGAUAUGGCGUUUUCACAGCCUGAUCUUACUGAUUUAAUGAUGAAGAAAAGGUCAGCGGAAAAGGAGUCACAGGCAUAUAACAAGUGGACUGUUGAUCUUGAAAAAGCGGCACAACUGAACGUAACAGAUCACGACACGGUGCGAGACAUCAGCUCCUGUGCACGUUAUUUUAAUGUGUACAAUUCCGCCCUGGAAGUCAACAAUCUUUUGCAACUGAAACACGUCAUUAACUACCUGGCAGAGAAACAUACCUUAGAAAGUCAAAGGAGAGGCAAUCACACAGAUCAAGAAAGAAUUCUUUUCAAAAAGUUGUUGGAUGUUCAGAGAAAUUUGUCUUCAAGAGCAAAAGAAAAAGAGACUGAAAACCCAAAUGCGAAAAUAGUCAGCGAUCAAUUGCGCCAGAUGAUCCAGGAACAGGAAGAUGACCCGCGAGCAAUAGUAUUUGUGAAGGCACGGGCAACGUGCAGAGCAUUGGCAGAGUAUAUCGAUAGAGAUCUGCGAGAUAUGGGUGUUCGGGCAAGCCCACUUCAUGGCCAACAAACCCGCGGAGCGGACCAAGGUAUGACUGAGAGCGUUCAAACCGAGACUGUAGAAAAGUUCAGGGAAGGGCAUUACAAUGUGAUGGUUUGCACCUCCGUCGGAACAGAGGGCAUAGACGUUCCUGAUUGUAACAUCGUGGUGAAUUACAACUACUCCGGGGAUGAAAUAACCAAGAUACAAAUGAAAGGUCGCAGCAGGAAUAAGGGCGCCACUCAUGUUAUAGUUGGAGGCGACAAACAAGUGGAACAGGAAAUGGUGAACGCGUACAAAGCAAACCUGAUGUAUAAGGCGAUGGAUGAAUUUAAGCGGCUUAACCCAAAGACCAUUGGGUAUAAGGUUGCUAUAUACCAGAGGGAGGAGAUGCAAAAACAUAGAUAUAAGAUGGAAUACGAAAAGGCUAAUAAAAGCAAAAUGUCGGAAGAUGAUUUGGAAAUACUUUGCAGGAGAUGCAACACAAAGGUCUGUCAUGUUUCUGACAUUCGAAAGCUUGGCCAUGACCAUCUUGUCUUGGAUAAGAGCUUUGCAAACAGAUUCACCACGAAACCGCACAUAACCCCCAAAAAGUACGACGGCAUAGAAAAGAAAUCCAAAAUGAUCUGUAAAAAAUGCCCAAUGGACUGGGGAAUAGUUGCAGAAAGGGAUGGCGUCGACCUUUGGAUUUUGAAAAUACAAUGCUUCAAAUUUCGGAACAUGCGUUCUGCCGAUGUCUCAGCAUACAAGAAGUGGAUAGAAGUUCCAUAUGCUGUCCCCGAGAUGACCCUGGAAGACAUUCCAAAGUUCUUUGGAACUGUAGACGAAGUAGCCUAAACUGUUUUUAUUCAAAUGGAACUUUGAUCAGCGUUCCGUCGACAUGAGUCGAUACAUUUAGAGAUAACAACUCUUUAUUUAUAUAUAUAAUCUGUGGACGUUGUGUAUGAUGAAUGCUUUAGACUUUAUUAUAAAACUUGCAUUGUUAUUAUCUAAGGAUCAGUAGUUUGUAUUCCCUUAUUUUGUAUGUUCGCUUUAUGUUUCGGACGUAGAUCAGUCUUUAAGUGCAGACUAUCAGUAUUGUUUUGAAAAUUUAUUCAUUAAAUUUAAUCAAAGAAACGAAAUAUAUUACGAAUAUCUGUAUACUAAGUACUAUGUGAACUUAUUUGUCUGAAGCACCAAUUGUAAUCUUUUAAAUGAAUAUAAACAAAUAGAUAAGCUAAGGGGAAUACUCUGUUUUAGGAGCAUUAUUGUUUUAAGGAAAACUUCUUGUGUUGCGCUUUCUGAUACGAGGAAGGUUUCUAUUAGGCGUAAGGUCUUACUUAUCUUGAACGAUGUUUAUUUAACACUAACACUUCACAAACUGUGACAUGUUUUAUGCAGUAUUAAUUAUCAAAUGUGACAAAAGAUAUAUUUAAAUUUGUUUGAAUGUUCUCUUUUCAAAUCCGAUUGUGUUAGGCUUGUAUUGAUAAUACAAUAGAAGAAACACGGACAAGCUCAGUAACCCACAAUCAAUGAUGCCCUGUUUGUAGGCACUUGGUUAUUAACAAGUCAUGUCUGUGAUGUAUAUUCUGUAUACAGUAUCUUUUAAACCAUAUUUUUAUUGUUGCUGACAUGCAUUGUGUAUUUUUCUUUUUGUGUCGCAAGGUACAAUACUUGCAAUUUGCUGUAUAUUUGUGAGAAUGUUAUGUUAUAAAGGAUUUAAUAAAAAACAGUACUUAGA
Messenger RNA from Mya arenaria, 8465 nucleotides. Its product is annotated as antiviral innate immune response receptor RIG-I-like. Gene Ontology annotation, molecular function: nucleic acid binding; ATP binding. Lineage: Eukaryota; Metazoa; Mollusca; Bivalvia; Myida; Myidae. Gene Ontology annotation, cellular component: cytoplasm. The record is from RefSeq and is a predicted model, not a curated record. Bases 5042 to 7582 code for a protein of 846 amino acids. The transcript is spliced from 23 exons.